Messenger RNA from Alligator mississippiensis (American alligator), 4777 nucleotides. It is a transcript of the gene DPF2, whose product is annotated as double PHD fingers 2. Gene Ontology annotation, cellular component: nBAF complex. Bases 108 to 1283 code for a protein of 391 amino acids. NCBI's taxonomy places the organism in Eukaryota, Metazoa, Chordata, Crocodylia, Alligatoridae. The transcript is spliced from 11 exons. Gene Ontology annotation, biological process: nervous system development. The record is from RefSeq and is a predicted model, not a curated record.
CCUCUGCGCGUGCGCAAUAGGAGGAUGGUUUCUCCCCGUUCCUCGCUGCCUUGCUGCUCUCGGCGCAUGCGCGCGGGGCGGCCCACGGCCCAGGCGGCAGAGGCAAGAUGGCGGCGGUGGUACAGAACGUCGUGAAGCUCCUGGGAGAGCAGUACUACAAGGAUGCGAUGGAGCAGUGCCACAACUACAAUGCUAGGCUGUGUGCAGAGAGGAGUGUCCGACUCCCCUUCCUGGACUCGCAGACAGGGGUGGCGCAGAGUAACUGCUACAUCUGGAUGGAGAAGCGUCAUCGAGGCCCAGGCUUAGCUGCUGGCCAGCUGUACUCAUACCCGGCACGUCGCUGGCGGAAAAAGCGCCGCUCUCACCCUCCCGAGGACCCCAGGCUCUCCUUCCCUUCCAUCAAACCAGACACAGAUCAGACCUUAAAGAAAGAAGGGCUUAUCUCUCAAGAUGGCAGCAGCCUGGAGGCUCUCCUGAGGACUGACCCCCUGGAGAAACGCACCCUGCCGGAUGCUCGCCUUGAUGACGACAGUCUCACUGAGUUCCCUGUUACCAACAGCCGUGCGCGGAAGCGGAUCCUUGAGCCGGACGACUUCCUGGAUGAUCUGGAUGACGAGGACUAUGAGGAGGAUACACCAAAGCGACGGGGCAAGGGCAAAGCUAAGGGCAAAGGCGUUGGGGGUGCUCGGAAAAAGCUGGAUGCCGCCAUCUUGGAAGACCGAGAUAAGCCUUAUGCAUGUGACAUCUGCGGGAAGCGCUACAAGAACCGCCCGGGGCUGAGCUACCACUACGCUCACUCCCACCUGGCCGAGGAGGAGGGCGAGGACAAGGAAGACUCGCAGCCCCCAACUCCCGUCUCGCAGCGAUCUGAAGAGCAGAAAUCCAAGAAAGGCCCUGAUGGCUUGGCCCUGCCCAACAACUACUGUGACUUCUGCCUGGGCGACUCCAAGAUCAACAAGAAGACGGGGCAGCCCGAGGAGCUAGUGUCCUGCUCAGACUGUGGGCGUUCAGGGCACCCUUCCUGCCUGCAGUUCACACCAGUCAUGAUGGCAGCUGUGAAGACAUACCGCUGGCAGUGCAUCGAGUGCAAGUGCUGCAACAUCUGCGGGACCUCGGAGAAUGAUGACCAGCUGCUCUUCUGUGACGAUUGUGAUCGUGGCUAUCACAUGUACUGCCUCACCCCGCCCAUGUCGGAGCCGCCCGAGGGGAGUUGGAGCUGUCACCUGUGUCUGGAUUUGCUGAAGGAGAAAGCCUCGAUCUACCAGAACCAGAAUUCCUCUUGAUCUCGCCUCUCAGGCUGGCGACCUCUAGCUCUUCAAUCCUGGCAGGGCUCUGUGACUCCUUUGGUUUGGUUUAAACCUUUCUUGUGGGUUUUCUUCCUUUUUCCUUUUUUUAAUCUCUUUUCAGGGGGGGCACUAGUUCUUGUUAAGCUUCUCUCCUUCCCGAAGCAGCUUGGACGCCACCUGGCGCCGGAAAAUCGUUCCUGGCACUGUCUGCUUGUCCUUUUCCUCCUCUUGGCUGGGCCGGGAGCCCUUCCUGUAGCCGUCUCGAUGCUCCUGCUUCUCAUACAGCACCGUGCACGCCAGGAUUGCUCUCUUGAACCCCCCCCCGAUGGACGGACAAUCCGUCCCUGGUGUGCCGAAGAGACUUGGGCGCCUCCUUUCUGGUACCUCUGCCAGCUGGCACCUCGUGGGCCCGCUGAUCUCCCUUCAGAGUGUUUUCCAGGCUCCAUCAUCCACCCUUCCCGAGUCUCCGAGUGAAACCCACCUGUCUGGAUAAAGGGAAAUGACUUUUGCAUAGAUGUCACCACCUCCCACCCUUCCUGACCCUCCGCCUUCUGUUUGUCUGUGCACUUGUCUCCCCUCAAGAGAGGCUGAAAGCAGGGAACUGAUCGCUGCCCCCACUUCCCCCCUGCCAGUUGGGAAUGGCUUGUGGGCUGGACAGGACCAAGCGGUAUUCGACGCCAGAGACACCCGAUCCGGUCCUGGCCAGCCAGGGGGGAUCCUUGCUUGCUUCCCGAGCUGUGUACAAAGCCUUAGAAAUUCCCCAAUGUGUCAAACCAGAGUCUGAAACUCGGCGGUACCUCAGCUCUGUGGGGCGUCAGCCCCUUUCCCCACUCAGCUACGCUCGCCGGCUGGGAUCCCGCAGUGACACAGGGUUUUAAAAGGUGCCCAGAGGACUCCUUCAUCGCCAGGAGCUCCAUCAGCCAGGCCACAAUCCCAGCAUCUUUUCACUGAUGGGCGUGUGUGGUUCGAGGCCAGGAGCUUUUGUAGCAUUAGCAGACAGGCUGGCCUGGCUAUGGUCCCUUUUGUGGAGGGGGUCCUGCCCCCGGUCUUUUGCUGGCCAAGCAGAGACCCAGCUCUGCCCUGCUCCAAGCAACAGAGGGAGAAAAAACCUGGUGGAAAACCAGUGGAUUGUCCUCUCUGCUGCCGGCAGCUUCCACCCUCUUGGGAAGCAGGGGAUCUCGCUCCCCUUAUCUCCUCCCUUUCCCUCGCUUCGUUCCCCGCUUCCGAGGGAAUCUCUCUGAAUCACGUGACUCCAACCUGUCAGGGACCUUUGAAACCUCUCCUCUGCCCAUCGCUUCGCCUGGCCGGGGUUGGGGGGUUGUCGGGAGCCUGGGAGGAGCCGCCGCAUGCUGGGUAGAAGGCGAUAUGGUUCUGUUGGAAAUAAUGUGCCUGUUUUUUCUAAAUUGACUCCAGACCUACCUCUGAAAACCCCUCUUUACGUUCUUCCUCACUAGAAAUGCAUUAAAACUCCUUCCCCUUGCCAUAGGGCAGGGGUGUGGGGCUGGGGGGAGGGGGGAGGUCGGCUGUGGGGCUCUCACCUUUUGUUUGCUGCUUCCCCGGGGCCAGCUGGGAGUAGGAGAUGGCCUCUGCAGGGUGGCGGGAGGAGGCAGAGGCGGCAGCGUUGUUUGAACCGAUGGGCGGCUGGCCGGCCUGUGUUUGGGGUAGUGGGGAGGGGGCCAGGGCUGGCCAGUCCAGCUCUUUUCUGAGCAUUAGAUUGAGAUGGAACAAGACCCUAACAUACACAUGCGUGUGCAUGCACACACACAUACUCCCCACACACCCCUCCAUGGGGGUACAGAUGCCCUACCCUCUGUGUCUGGGGCACACGUGCGUGUGCACACGCAUGGACACGCGCGCACACAACCCAGGUGUCUGGGACAUGUGCAAACACACCCACACACACCUGUCUGGAACAUACCCAUGUGCACUCAGAACCCAGGUGUUUGGGACGCAGGACACGUGGAGAACCCAGGCAUUUGGGACACCUUCCUCUCCCCCAGGCAUCUGAGAGAUGCACACACACACGUGCCACCCAGGUGUCCAGGACACAGAACCCAGGCAUCCAGGACACAGAUGCAGGUACCCCCCCCAGCACCUGGGACACACGCACACACAUCCACACACACCCCUUGUAGUCUGGGACACAUGCAGAACCUAGGUACCUAGGAUGUGCACACAGACACGCACACAUGCAGAACCCAGGCAUCUGGGACCCCCCCCCCCACGCACACACACACACACACAUGCACACUUUCUUGCACAGCUCUGACACCUCUUGAUGUGCCCGGAAUUUCAAGCCCCCUUUUCCCCUCUUCUGUCAGCCUCGAGCCCUGUCCCAUCACCGCUCUGGUGGGGGUGUCCUCUCUGCGGGUGUCCCCCUUGGGCAAGGCCUGGUGGGUCUUGCUCACGACCGAGGCGCCCAGACCUCCUUGGCCUCCACCCCCCCAUCCAGAUCCUCCCCCUCUCCUUGCUUGACUAGGCAGCCACCGCAUCCCCUCCCUCUUAACUGCGGGGCCCCAUGCCAUCAUCUCAGGACCCCCCCGUGCUAACCUUCACACGCGUGUCUUAUCCCCGCCUGCCCCCCUUUAGAGAACACCAAAACAGCUCCUUCGACUAUGGAAAACCUCUUAUAUUGUCACUUUUGUGGGUGGGUGGGGGUUGGGUGGGCGGGGGGGCGGUUCUUUCGGUCUUGUGCGUUGUUCUCGUUCCAGUGGGAAUGCGAUUCUCAGGUCACACGUCGUCCCCAGAUAGAUAAUUAUUAGCUCAUCAGGCUUUGGGGAUGGGCCUUUUUGCUGUCCGCCAUUGUGAUGUGUUGUCGGGAUGGGAGAGGAUGGAUUCCAUUUAGGUUUUAUCUUUUUUUUUUUUCAGUUGCCGUUAAAACAUCCUCUGCCCUCUUUUUUUUCCUUCUUUUAUAUUUUUAUCCUUUCCUUUCCUCCGGCUGCUUCUUGCCAAUAAAAAAACACUAUCUCUUUAUUGCUUCCCUUUUGGAAGGCGAAGGACAAACAAAUUCGUAGCAGGAAGAAGCCACCUGCUGCUGAGUUGAAAAUUCGGGGUUUUUUUGUUUUGGUUUUUUUAAUUUCCUGUUUCCCCCUAGCUUCAGCCUAAUUUUUCCACUCCUCUUCCUCCUCCACAUGCUGUCUCUCACCCCCCUGCUCACCCAACAGGCGCUCGCAGCUGAUUGAGACAGCCCCCUGCUUCUAUUUAAGUUGGCAUUUCUUUGCCUUUUGCUCUUCCUUCCCUUCCUCCGUUGAAAUCGCAAAGAUUUUUCAAAAGGCUAAUUUUCGGGGUGGGGAGGGGGGGGGUUAAUGGACAGAGUAAUAAAGCAAUGGGAAUUUUGGGCCUACUCCGUAGAUUCCUUCAUAAUUUUUCGUUUUGUUUUUUAAUUGGGCGUCGCAUCAAUUUAGAGCCGAGGUGUGUCAUUUUUUUUUUAAAGGUACUGUAUUAAAAAUUAAAAAAAAGAAAAGAAAAAUUAGUAAACAUUUUUACACGGA